AUGGGGAAGGGAGGAAAUAUUAGGAAAAAGUUGGACAAGCCGGCUGGCUUGAGGGAGGAGUUGUUCCUUAAUCAGUCUCUGAUUGUAUGGACUGAUUCGUUUGAGGAAAUUAUUAGAGAUGACGAUGAAAAGCUGAAUGAGUUGAAAAAAGAAUUGGGUGAAGGGGCAUAUAAAGCAGUGGUUCAAGCAUUGUCAGAGAUAAAUGAACAUAAUCCUAGUGGGCGAUACUUAACCUCAGUAGUAUGGAACUAUAAAGAGGGAAGGAGAGCAACUCUAAAAGAAGGUAUACGACUUCUGUUAAAUCAAUGGAAGAAGAAGCUUCUAAAAAGAAAGAGAAUGGCGUGA
This is a messenger RNA of Sphenostylis stenocarpa, 345 nucleotides long. Lineage: Eukaryota; Viridiplantae; Streptophyta; Magnoliopsida; Fabales; Fabaceae. The record is from the annotation of a GenBank genome assembly.